Paramacrobiotus metropolitanus is the source of this 1574-nucleotide messenger RNA. Its product is annotated as reticulon-1-like. Lineage: Eukaryota; Metazoa; Tardigrada; Eutardigrada; Parachela; Macrobiotidae. The record is from RefSeq and is a predicted model, not a curated record. The transcript has 6 exons. The coding region runs from base 1 to 1329 and encodes 442 amino acids.
AUGGAGAGCCACGAAGUCAAAGAAUUCGUGCAUCCCGAUGGAACCUACUUGAGGGAGGAAAACCAUACCGAGAAACCCCAGGAAACGACAGAAACUUUCGUUCGUACUCACGACGCAGCUGUGGAAGAGCCAGAGAAUAAAGAGAAUUCGUUGGAUUUAAAGACUGAUGGCAGCUUCGCUUCGACGGGAGAUGCUUCGCUGAACUAUUCGGGAUUCGUGCGGGAUUUGGCUGAAAAGAAUCGCGAUGGCAACUACAAUCAGUCGCCUGACAUGAGCAAGCUGAACAUGUUGCAACAAGAGACACAAAUUUAUUCCUCCGACAAUCUCAACAUCCACUGUUGUCACGAGCGACGAUGGAUCGUUUGGCGCCACUGGUCUCAACAACGAACUCCAUUUGAAUACUCUGAAGGGAAUGUCAGUGUCGCUGGUCGUGAGGAGCGAAAUGAGAAAGAUGACUGGCCGAAGCUGCCGGCCGUCAAAGGUAGCGCCUUGCACGCCGAUGCUCCUUCCUUCGUUCCGCUGGCACAAACUGUCCAUCGUCCCGAUCAGCUGUCGCGUACGACCCUUGGUCAGCCGCAUUUGGACUCGCCGAUGGCCGAAUUCGACGUCGACCGUCGUCGCACCAACAGUCACGGCAACAUUCGUACCCGCCGCGCCCGUCCGCUGUCGCAGCACGUUGGCGAUCUGAUCAUGUGGCGCAACACGAAGGACUCUGCGGUUAUCUUCACCUUCGGCACUAUUCUUCUAUUGUCUCUCUCCUACUUCAGCCUGAUCAGCAUCUUCGCCUAUUUGUCCAUGAUCACGUUGAUGGUGAUUACCACGUUCGUAUUGAUGCGCCAGGUUACAUCGGCCUUUCAGCAACAGACGUCCGAGCAUCCAUUCCGAGGAGUAAUUGGGAAGGAUGUGGUUAUCAGUCCGGAAUAUGCCCAUCAGCAAUUAGACAGUAUUCUCAAGCCCUUGAAUAAUACACUGGUGAAGGUGCGCAAUUUGUAUUUGGCUGACAGUUUGGGACAGACACUGAAGUUAACCUUCAUCAUGUACCUCUUGACCUAUGUCGGUUCCUGGUUUAACCUGCUUACUCUGCUGACGGUUGUGUGGAUUGGUGCGUUCAGCAUUCCGAAGUUAUACGAGGCUAACAAGGAGCAAAUUGACAGUGUGCUGGAUGUGAUUCUGGAAGGUCUGCGUGACGUGCGUCGCCAGGUGAUGCGCGCGGCCAAUCAUCAGCUGGCUAAGAUUCGUCCCGGAGCCCGACGUGUUAAUUCCACCAAACGGGAAAACUUGGCCGGCAAGAUUCGUACGCAACCGGAAGUCGCUUCCAAGUUGGAAUGAAUGGAUAUCCGAUUUGCAUGGAGGAUUUUCUCUCACCGUUCGAUUUUUCUUUUCUUAACCAGAGUGAGACAUUAAUUUGUUCUUUUUUGAUCAUUUACUCUGUUCCUACGUAAUAUUUUCUGCUACUGAUGCUAUGUCAUUCCACUCAUCCAGUGUGAAUUGUGUACUGGUCGUUGUAAUUACAUUCUUUAAAGUUAAUUCCAUGGCGUUGAAAAGUUUUUGCCUGAAAUAAACGCGUUCCAUUG